AACUAUACUCCAGGCUCUGGAGUAGAUCCUUUCUCCAUGACACCUCUCCCUAUCUCUGGUAAUGCAGAGAUAUUGAUAAAGUACCAUAUGGUGAUGGCUUCAACUGGCUCUCAUGUAGACAAGGUCGAGGUGCUCCCACCACACCUUCAACCCGUAAAUCGAUACAACAGGGUUGUUGAUACAAUGCUACGAGAAUGCAUGCAGAAUAAGUUGAAGCUAACAUCGCUGCUAAUGAUAAUGUCAGCUAGAAUGGUCCACCUCUCGCGGAUACCUUUAGUCGGCUCCGCACAACCAGAGCAUUACAUGCAAAUGACUCUAACCUCCGUACGUCAGAAGAUGCUUGAGUGUCAGCAGAAGGGCAUUCGAGCCGAUCCACUUCUCGUGCAGAAUAUUCAUGGCCUUGCUCUUGCAGCGUGGAUCUGUCAACACUUCGAGGAGGCUUCAACUCACAUACGGGCUGCGAAAUCUCUGCUUGGGCUGUUAGAUAUGAACGACCACUAUCACAAAUUUACAGCACAGGGGCUGGUUAACAUCGAUAUGAUGAUAUCAAUUGAGACUGGAUGCCUCCCUGACCUCCCAUUAAUGUUCGAUCCAGGACCACUGACGCCCUCUCGGCUUGCAGUGAUCAAGGAGGAGAUCGCAAACCUCGCUGCCGGUCGGUCCCAACCAACUGUGUACCUGCAGAGCCCUGGACCACGGGCAGCCAAACUCUCCAAUGCGCUCAUCAGUCAUCAGGUCGACAUCCUUGCCGAUGCUUCAGCUAUUCUAGAUUCCAGGUUAGGGCGCGGCUUUGAACAAGCACUGGAGGCCAACUUCAUAAGUCCGGCAUUGGCCUCCAUUCUCCGCGACAUGUUAGAUUGCGUUGCUGUUGCAAAAUAUGUAUGGCGAACCUCAAGUGCGACUCGAGAGGAUGCUGAAUGGAUGUGCAGGCGGAUGCGUGCCAUUUGUCAUCGUCUCCUGCAUUUACCAGCCGAAUCACCGAUGCUUGCCCGUAAGGACGAAGCCUUACGUCUUUCUCUGCUUCUCGUAGUCCUACGGUGCACAAAUAGAAUGGCCUUUCGAUCUGCUCAGCCAAACAUGCGACGUUUGCAGCGAGUGUUGUUUGGCAUCCACACGAAUUGGUGCCCUCCAUCUUUCUUGUCACAGUCGCAUUCGCAGACGCCCGAGUAUGAAGAAAAUGCACCAAAUCAGUUGCAAGACCCUACAGCCUUUCGACCUCUACCCAAAAUUUCUGGUACUAUCUCUUCAGUCUCAUGCUGCGAGUACAAUGAGAAUGCCCUUCUUCUCUGGACAUUGAUGACCGGGCAUUUCAACGCCCAAGGCCAACCAGAGGAAGCUUGGUUCUUGCUGUGUGCAGCUUUCGUUGCGCGUCAGCACCUUGGGAUCUUCAACUAUGGCGGCCUAGAGGAAUUCAUGACAGAUUUUCUCUUUUCCAAGACGCAGCAGCGUCACAGCCUCGAGGCUGUGGCC
Molecule: messenger RNA, 1470 nt
Organism: Exophiala aquamarina CBS 119918
Lineage: Eukaryota; Fungi; Ascomycota; Eurotiomycetes; Chaetothyriales; Herpotrichiellaceae
Exons: 1
Source: RefSeq, a predicted model, not a curated record